GCCACUCGCUUUCUUCCCCAUCACGUCUGCUCCCCCUCCGCCUCCCCUCGCCCCUAAAAUCCCCAAUCCAAUCCGACCAAGCCUUAAUCCAAUUACACUCCCACUCAGCAUCCCCCCGCUUCCUUCGCCGCUAAGUAUAUCCCUGCCGCCACGAACGCGAAUCCCACCUGGGAUCUCUAGGAUUUCGUCUUGAGGAGAGGAGAUGACGGUGAUGGAGCUCAAGGCGCUACCACUGGGGUUCCGCUUCCACCCCACCGACGAGGAGCUGAUCCGGCACUACCUCAAGGGCAAGAUCACCGGCCAGAUCAACUCCGAGGCCGAGGUUGUCCCCGAGAUUGACGUCUGCAAGUGCGAGCCGUGGGACCUCCCAGAUAAAUCUUUGAUCCGUUCGGAUGAUCCGGAAUGGUUCUUCUUCGCGCCCAAGGAUCGCAAGUACCCGAACGGAAGCAGGUCGAACAGGGCAACGGAGGCCGGCUACUGGAAGGCGACUGGGAAGGACAGACAGAUCAAGUCCAAGGGUGACAAGCGGAAGCAGCAUAUCAUCGGAAUGAAGAAGACCCUCGUGUUCCACCGCGGACGUGCCCCAAAGGGAGAGCGUACAGGGUGGAUCAUGCACGAGUACCGCACCACCGAGCCGGAGUUUGAGUCCGGUGAGCAGGGUGGUUAUGUCCUUUAUCGCCUGUUCCGGAAGCAAGAGGAGAAAAGUGAGCGUCCCAGCCCAGAGGAAAUGGAUAGAAGUGGCUAUUCUCCUACUCCUUCUCGUUCGACACCUGACAUGGAGGCAAAUGAUGAAGCAAAUAUACCCUUAAAUAAGGAAUCUCCAAAGUCUGCUCUGCAUGAAAGCCCAAUUGGCUUGCCAAAUUCUGCUGAAACUCAUGCUGUACCGAUGGAAAGGUGGCUGGCAGACAUAACUGAUAACUUGGCAGUGAAUGCAGCAAGUGUUUCCCAGGUGCCUCUCCACGGACAUCUUAAUGGAUUAGCUAAGGUUGAUCCUUCACUUGGUGCUUUGGCUCAGUUAGUUGAUUCACAGAAAAACGGUGGUCCUAGCAAUUUUGCGUCCAAUAGUGCCCUCAUUCUAACAAAUGAAGAAAAUGCCCUCUUCACUGAUUUCCAGCAAGGAACUGUUGGUUUUGAUGGCAAUAUGAAUCUGGAUGAUUUCUUGAAUCAAACACUUGCUGAUCUUGAUGAGCAUUCAUCGACAACAUCAAAAGUUCAGUAUGAUUCAGACACUGGAAUUAUGCCUACUGAGUUUGAGAACCAUGGGAUUAUGCAGGGUGAGUUUUUAGAUGAUCAAAGCUGGUUGGCAGGUUUAAGUUUCAUUCCGGAUGAGCCAAACCCACAACUGAGUGGGUUAUAUGAAAAUACACCAUUGCUUCCUUAUGACACCACUGAGCAGGAUGUACUUUCUGUGGACUCUGGAGCGGAGUCCUUGCAAGAUUUUUUCAAUACCAUGGAAGAUUCAAGGGCCAUCCAAGGAACUGGGGUUACCGUUAUGCCUCGGCAGUUACAGUCCACUGUGCAGUCAAACUAUCUGUUUUCUCAUCAGGGCAAUGCGCCAAGGAGGCUCAGGCUACAGGAAACUUGGCCUGCCAAUGUUGAGAGUGGAGGGAGUGUAACUAACAAUGAGUGUGAAGAUGAAACAUCAUGUAUUGUAACCUCCGAGUAUUUGAAUGGAACCGUGGAUGAGUCAACUGCAGAGAAGGAUCUUCUUUCUGAUGGAGAUGAGGCUGAGUCAACAGGGAUUGUUAUUAGAAGCCGACGCCAUGUUCCAAAUCCAAUCUCAGAUAAUCCAUUCAAUCAACAGGGAACUGCCAUGAAAAGGGUGCGGCUUCAGUUAUGUCCUAGUAUUGAUGAUUCAUCAAGCUGCAUCAUAGACGAAACAGAAAGUCAACACAAAGCAGAGAAAGCUGAGAUUGAAGAGGAUGCGCACACAAACUUUGCUGAAAGUGUUGAUCUAUCCAGCAAUUGCCAUGAUGAUGAGCAGAAGAACAAGCCUGAACAUGAUGCUGAAAUGACCGUUCCAGAAGCUAAAUCUUUUCCAAGGCUGCGGAAGAAUUCUGAAAAAACCGACAAGGAUAUCAAGCAGGAGGAUGGUCUCGAUUCACACGUGAGAGCACCAAGGCAGAAGGGAGGCUUCCAAUCGUACAUCACCUUGCUGGUUCUUUCGGGGGCUCUGCUGUUGCUCCUCUGUGUUGGGGUGUAUGGAACAUAAGGUUCCCGACAUUGGCCUGGUGUAUAUGAUGUGUCUUACGGCAUGCGUUUACCUGGCUGUAAGGCAUCCUGGUGUUUGUUCCCCUACGGCGUGCUGAGGCAGCAGAAAAAAGAUGUAGCAAAUGAGAGGGGAGGAAGCAGUGAGAACUGCUAUCGCAGAGGCCUUAGUACGUCCUAGUUUUUCUUUUGCUGUUGUUGCAGAUGUUGGUAACUAAUGUCGUAGCUGUUGUGUAGUUUGUAAAUCAUGCCUUCGGCCGUCGUUUUUGUUUCCUUUCUGAUGUAUUUACUAUGUAGCAAGACCCUGUUAGACGGGUGCACUUCAAAAAGCCUGAACCUACUAAUAUAUCUACUAAUGUCGCUUCUUGUUCUUGUAAA
This is a messenger RNA of Phragmites australis (common reed), 2586 nucleotides long. Its product is annotated as protein NTM1-like 9. The transcript has 7 exons. NCBI's taxonomy places the organism in Eukaryota, Viridiplantae, Streptophyta, Magnoliopsida, Poales, Poaceae. Gene Ontology annotation, biological process: regulation of DNA-templated transcription. Gene Ontology annotation, molecular function: DNA binding. Bases 203 to 2212 code for a protein of 669 amino acids. The record is from RefSeq and is a predicted model, not a curated record.